Molecule: messenger RNA, 1046 nt
Organism: Daldinia caldariorum
Lineage: Eukaryota; Fungi; Ascomycota; Sordariomycetes; Xylariales; Hypoxylaceae
Exons: 4
Coding region: 641-946 (101 amino acids)
Source: RefSeq, a predicted model, not a curated record
UCAGCGAGGUAUCUAUACUUUUAGAAGUUCUACUUUUAGAGUGUCCUGUGCGCGGUACCUCUAAAAUAAGAUUGGCCUGCAGGAUGCAAGGCACGAUACAUCCAUAAGCGUAGUAGUAGAUGUAGCCACAUCCAAAUAAUGGUUCCCAAUAUGGUUCCCUUACAGGUUGGCUGGCUUUCCAUCCACUUUACCCGCAUACGCUUACCACCGGCAUCUUAUCUUUCCCACUUCCACGUUUAGAAAGGUCUUUUCUUAUCGCCGUCCCUAUCGUUCCUAUCGUAGAUCGACACCUUUCAAAGUGUUUAUGUCUCUCUCUGUGUGUGUAUGGACAUAAGGUAAAAUAAACGAGCCUUACCUUCAACUACUUAUCAACCAUUAGUCAGGAACAUUAUAAUCUGUACCUAACCUACCCACCUGACCUAACAUAUGUCUUUCUGUUCGAGGUGCAUGUCCAUAUAUCCCAGUUUUAUAUGCAUAUAAUUUACUUUAAAAAGAUAGUCUUACUAUCCUUAUAUAGUCGAAAUCGAGGCAAACUACCUUCCAUCUAAGCGAGAUCAAGGUAUUAUUUAUUAUUUUUCUCGUAUCUUCUAUCUCAAUACCUUCCUUGACCGCCAGUUGGUAAUGACUCAAAGUAUCCAUCAUGAUUGUGUCUCUUGUCUCCCCUUUCUCCCCUUUUCUUUUCUUUAUAUUUUAUUGCUGCACGUCCAAACAAGCGCAGCAUUGCAGCAUGGUAACCUCAUUCAGAGAUCCUGACAACGCCCGACGCGUGCCUGAUUCUGACCUUAGGUACCUAACUCAUGCUUCUACUACUCAUUACCACUCCAACGAACUAUGCGGACUCUCCACCUAUCCAGCUAAGCUACCUGACCUGCAUCUAUCUAUCCAUCUAGAUUCAUAUGUACGUGUGGCGUGGUACACAGUAGCGUGGUCGGCAUGCAAGUGCUAGGUUCCACAUCCUGAGGAAAAGGAACCUAUCGUAAACUACCAGGUUACCCAUCUUCACCUCAACAUUCUGUUUUUUUUUUCUUGGUUCUUUCAUUUUAUAU